Pocillopora meandrina is the source of this 2231-nucleotide messenger RNA. The record is from the annotation of a GenBank genome assembly. Lineage: Eukaryota; Metazoa; Cnidaria; Anthozoa; Scleractinia; Pocilloporidae.
AUGCCCAAAAGAGAAUUUCCUUUCGAUCAAUCCUGUCCAAUGCAGCUCAAGACUCAUGUGAACACUACUGAAUUUGAGAAGUCAAACAACAUGAAAAACGUUUAUGGUAGGUACCUGACUGAAUUAAAAUUGUGCAAACGGCUUUAACAUGGCUUUUUAAAAUCGGUUUCGAUCAAAAAUAAUUUCUGCUUUUGAAACACUUUCAGCGAAAACACUUGAAGCUUUGCGAGAAGGAAUGGAGCGAUACGAGAAUGGUGAAAUUGAGGAAGGAAUAUGCAAUGAAACCGUCAACUGUGAUCGUUGUCGCCAAACGAAGACUGGUCGCGGUGUGAAGUGUACGUUCUGUGAACGGAACGCAUGCGACGAUUGCAGGCGAGAGUGUGCACACUGCGACAAGAUGUUUUGUCUUUUGUGUUUGGUUGCCAAGUAAGUUGUAGCUAGUUUUGGUCUGAUGUUCUUACUAGUAGUGCAUUUAUUAUUUUGAACAAAUAAUUACAUUAUAAAUAUCAGACGGUUAUGAACUAGUAAGAAUUUGUUUAUUUUGAUUGACUUUGCUUAAUUUUAUUUUGCUUUCUUCGAGUUGAUUAUCAGGGACUGUUUGAUCUCUUAUGACAUGUAUGAUUUACAAUCUAUUCCAGCGUCCAUGAUUUUAAAAUAAGUAAUCCGUUAAAAACUAUUGUUCGAUUCAAAGUUCAAAUGUGUAACCGUACGACGGAAACAAGUAAACGAUAGUUCACACUUUGAAAACGGUUUCAAAAGCAUUUUACCCGGAUAGGUUUGUUAACUGUGCAUUAUAAGAAACCCUGUGGUUAUGAAAUGUUUCGUUUCCCAUAACCCAACCUACCCAUUUCUGGAAAAGUAAAUACAGAAAAAAAACUGGCACACUCUUUGAACAGCAAAAUUUCAAUAGUUACAAUAUAAUGGGUCAAUCAAUUUGAAGAACACUGCCCCUCCCUCACGCCCUCUCUCUGGGCAUUUGAAAUUUUAAAGAUUGGUAUUAUACAAAUUUUUGCACCCACUGGGCCAAAAUUGCAUUCAAUUGCCUUAUGUAAGCAUAUUUUUUUAUUGAAUGUUUCCCUGUGUGAUCAAUUAAUAUUAUAGAAUUUCUCAAAGUAAUGUUUUAGGUUUUGGUGCUGGAGCAGGGGUCAAAAUCAAAUACCAGUGGGUUAUCUGAGGGAGGGGUGGGGGGUGUUGAAGCUUUGAAUUGAUUUGCCCAUAACUUAAAUUCAAAUUCUCUAUUCUAUUUCAAAGCAGAUUAUUGAGACUAAAUUUUCAAUGGAAAAUGUUUAUGGCAAAUUUCUUACCAAUAUAUUAUGUUGCAAAUUUUCUUAUUAAGAAUAAAAGCUACCAAUCAAGCCUGUACAUUCCGACUUAACUUAAACUCGGGUUCCUUUCAUCAGUUAUCACUGUUAUCUUAUGUUACUUUUUGUCCAAUGGACUAACCAAAUUUGACAAAAAAAUGACAGAAAUGGGUUUAUGAAACAUUUUAUAGCAAUGGCCUUAGGUUGGUGGAGAUACAGACAAGAUUUUCAUUUCUUUCUAAAAAUUCUGUAAAUUUUUCUCAGACUUUGCAAAAAGAGAAUUAUUGAGGCCCAUUAACCAAGAAUAAUGAUACUGCCCAUUGCUUUAACCCUUUAACUCCCAAGAUCUGAUUGUUAAUUCUCCUCUCUAGCUACUACACAUUUCCUUGUAAAUUAGUUAUGGGAACUUGGUGUGAGAUCAAGAUAGCAGCUUCUACCUAUACCUGAUAAGUUUGAAUAAUCUCAUUACCUAUUUGCUGGAGAAUUUAUGGAUAUUAUAGUGAGAAGUUUCAUGUUAAUCACUUCUGGGAGUUAAAGGGUUAACCAAGGUUUUAAUUGGAGCUUUACCUCAUAAUCAUAACAUGAAAAUGUAAUUUACAUUCAACAUAUUUUAUUUUCUGUAUUAUUUGUACUUAUUUCAUUUUCAUAACUUUAUAAUUAUUUAUUAUUUUCAGCUAUGAUGAGAGGUAUGAACGAUAUUUUUGUCUUGGAAAUUUACCUCAGAGAGAUGCUGGAAUACAUCAUAUCUAAAAACAAAACAAAAGCUGAUCUUAUAUGCUGAGGUACUUCAUGGUAAAAACCAUUGAUCUGUGAAGUUGAUAUAAUGAUAUACAGCUUGGCAUUUGCUCUAUUAUGCACUUGGUCUGAUUUUGCUUGUUGAGUGUUUAAAAAAAACCACCUCCUCUCAAUCAUGUUCCACAUUGUAAUUAA